AAAGUUCCUUUUAUUGGCACAAAAUAACAGUUAACUUGUCAGCGCCGCGAUGCGCACGCUGUCGACAAGGGAGUCUAGACUUCCGCGAAUCGAAGCGCAGUGAGUGGUAGAGUGUGAGGACACACGUUAUUAUUUAACACUGCACGGCUGUGUCGUUACUUUACAGUUUACACUGUUUCUUUCUCAUCAGACAUACGAGUAUUCAGUUGAUGCUUGGAUAGUUGAAAUACCAAUAUAUCGACAAAAAUAUAAAAAAUUUCUAUAUCGUCAACCUGUAACUUACCGUCUCCGCAAAUAGGCUCAACCGCACAACACCAACACCGUAACUGCUUGCAUUACCCGUCAUAUCGAAAGCGUAAUGAAGUUCACCGCAAUAUCUCUCGGAUUCUGGCUAGCAAGUUUCCUAUGUGUCGUUAAAUUGACAGAAGGUGCGAGAAUCUUGGCGAUGGUUGCAGCGCCCUCCUACAGUCACCAAAUAGCGUUUCAAUCGCUAUGGGCCGCUCUUAGCCAACGAGGACACCAAGUCGUUGUUUUCACGACGGAUCCGAUCGGCGACCCCAGCUUGACGAAUUUGACGGAGAUCGACUUUCGACAUACAUACGAUAUACUCAGGAAGAUAGAUUAUGCUAAACUAAGAUACAGCCAUAAUUGGCUGAGCAUAAUGCAGGAUUAUUUACAGGAUAAUUUUGAGGCAAUAGUAGAGGAAAUAUUUAAGCAUCCGGAAGUACGUAAACUGUAUGCACCGAACAGCGGUGAAAAGUUCGACGUAGUACUUGCUGAAGUAGUAACAGCACAUGGCCUCUACGCCUUGGCGCACAGAUUUAAUGCUCCUCUAAUUGGUAUAUCAUCGUUACCGUUGCAGAAUAACCAUUAUUAUCAUCUCGGUUCGCCCAUUUUACCAUCGCAUCCUUCGACUUGGGAAAUGCAGGAAGUUACCGGUUUUAAUCUAUCAUUGUGGCACAGGAUAAAGAAUUUUAUUCGACUGUGGCGACAUAUACAUUACGUACUUAACCAUUAUAUGCAGCGACAGCAAGCAAUAGCGGAAAAAUACUUGGGCAAAGGUAUACCUAAUGUAAAUGAAAUGGAAAAGAAUAUGAGUAUUAUGUUGGUCAAUCAACAGGAGAUUACCAUGUUCGUCAGACCACUACCACCGAAUCUGAUACAAUUCGGAGGUUUACAUAUAAUGAAGAAUCCCGCACCAUUGCCAAACGAUUUGCAACAAUUUCUGGACGACGCGCCGAAUGGAUUCAUCUAUGUGAGUCUAGGCACAAACGUAAAAAUGACGUCCUUUCCGUCAUAUGUGCUACGUGUAUUCUACGAAGUGUUUGCAAGUUUGCCGUAUAAAAUAGUGUGGAAAUUUAAUUUACAAUUGCCAGACAAAUUUGACAAUAUUUUCACCGCUACGUGGCUCCCUCAACAGAGCAUUCUCGCUCAUCCGAACAUUAAACUGUUCGUGUAUCAAGGCGGAAUUCAAAGUACGCAAGAGGCUGUUCAUUACGCAGUGCCACUUUUUGGAAUACCAGUGUUCGCCGAUCAGUAUAGUCAGAUAAAUAAAAUGGUAUCUCUUGGCGUCGCAAAAAGUCUGGAUAUUACUAAUUUUUCGGUAAAGAAACUGAACACAUCUAUAAUGGAUAUUUUAACAGAUAAAAGAUAUAAAGAGAGAAUGCUCAAAGUUAAGGCAUUGAACGAUGAUAAGCCUUAUGAUAUGCUGAAGCACGUAAUUUGGUGGAUCGAGUAUGUGAUUCGUCACAGGGAUGUUUCUCAUCUUCACACCAGUAUCAAACAUGAUCCUUGGUACGAGAGGUACGACGUGGACGUUAUAGCAGUCUUAUCGAUCGUUACAUUUGUAAUAUUAAUGUGCGCGUUGAUGAUUAUGUAUAAAAUGCUAAAAAUAACGAUUAAAUAUUUUUACUCGAGAAAGACAAUUAAUAUUAAGGAAAAAACUACUUAACGUUAACAUAGCACAAUUAAUCACAAUUAUGCGCGAAUGCGUUGGACAUUUCAAUAUAACUUCAACAUAAGUCUCGCUUUUAAUCUCUUCUUUUCUUUAGAAGUUUGUAUGAAUUUUUCGUCCCUCUUAUUAUUUCCGUGUUUCUCCUAUAUUUUCAUUUUUGAUAUAUCUUAUUCAUAUGUGAGAAAGUUAGUUAAUUUUUAUACAACGAAAGUACAUCUAGUUAAACAGGCGUGAGCGAUUGAUCUCAUUCUCCCUCUUUUCUUGCGUAAAAGAAAGUACAAUGCGUGACGCAAUUGUUUGGUCUAAUUGGACAACUUUGUUGUAAAUUAUUACGUUAGAUUUAAACUGGCUCGGAAAACGCUGUCGUUCGGUGCAGACAUUGUUAUUAUUAUCUAAUUUCCUUGUGGUACCUCGAAGCACAUAUUUAAUGUUUUUAAAUCUAGCUGAGCAAAUGUAACGUUUACAAGCAUGAAUAUUCAAAGUUACCGCUUAUAAGUUGUGCGUAUAAUGAAUGUAUUUACGUCGUGGUAAAUAAGAUGCAUAUUAUACUUGCAAUCGCGGCGACUGCUGUUACUGAUGGUCAUUAUCAGAAAUAAUCGAGACAAAACGUGAUGUUCAAAAUUCAAAGCGGGCCAUAUGUCUGACGAAAAUAUCAAGCGAAUCAAGUGUAAUACUACGAAAACGGGUAAAUAAAUACAUUAUUUUAUAAGCUAUCGCUAUUAUUGUAACGAUAUUUUAUCAUUCAUUAACCUGUCUAAAAUAUUUAAGAGAUCUUUAUAUGUAACAAUGAAUAAACUGUCGACAAAAUAAUGCUUAA
This is a messenger RNA of Harpegnathos saltator (Jerdon's jumping ant), 2771 nucleotides long. Its product is annotated as UDP-glucuronosyltransferase 2B9. Gene Ontology annotation, molecular function: UDP-glycosyltransferase activity. Lineage: Eukaryota; Metazoa; Arthropoda; Insecta; Hymenoptera; Formicidae. The record is from RefSeq and is a predicted model, not a curated record. The coding region runs from base 359 to 1951 and encodes 530 amino acids. The transcript is spliced from 5 exons.